GUCGUUUCGUCGUGUGAACAAGCAGUUGUGUGAAGCUCUGAAAGAUCGGGAGAUGCUGCCUCGCGUUGUUGUUUUCCCGCAAGAGAUAACCUGAGAGAGACUAACGUGACCGAUCAGCGAAUCGCCGCGAAACUGUGGUGAAAACAGUGUUAAUGUAUUUCUUUUCGUACCUGAAGUUCAUCGAAAAAGACAGCGGUACUUGGUGUCGGCUAUUCGCCAGCCCUGUUGACUGUCUGUGAAUCAAGUUUUAACUGCACGGUCGCCAGCAUGGCUGACGUGGAGAUCGAGAACUUUGAGAUCACCGACUGGGACAUCGCCAAUGAAUUCAACAUCAAUCGAGUCCGUAGGCGGCCCACGAAAAAUCAGCAGAUUUACGGUAUCUGGGCCGACAGCGACGAUGAAGGGGAUGCGCGGCCCAGCUUCCAGUCCUCGAAAAAGCACAAGGACUUCUCUGCGCCCAUCAGCUUUGUCAGCGGUGGGGUGCGUCAAGUGGGGAAGCAGGAAGAGAAGAAGGAAGAAGGCAGCGAAGACGAGCGUGGUUCAAGCAGUGAGGAAGAAGUUAAGGUUCCAGCGAAAACUAAGAAGACAGGAUUCGCAGGUGGUCGUGGUGGCGUUGCCCACGGCCUGCUAGGUGCUGAAGGGGGCUUCGGCAACUGGGAGAAAUACACGAAGGGUAUUGGAGCUAAGUUACUCCUUCAGAUGGGUUACCAGCCGGGUAAGGGUCUCGGCCGAGACCUGCAAGGUAUCUCGGCACCCAUCGAAGCAAAAGUCCGCAAGGGCAAAGGAGCCAUCGGUCUGUACGGUCCAGAGACCAAAGGCCCGAAGCUCAUGACUUCUGAAGCAACGACCGAGGACUCGACAGGUCGCAAAGGGGCGCGGCCUGAGCUUAACCAGUGGCGGAAACGCAAGGAAGGUGAGAAGAAGGUGACAUACGUUUACAAGACAAUCGACGAGGUGAAGUCUGAAGGGGUGUACAAGAAACCGUCCACUGGUCCACAGAGCAAGCUUAGCAAGGUGAAGGUGAUCGACAUGACCGGACCAGAGCAGCGGGUUCUUUCUGGUUACCACGAACUGCACCAGCAACACUCGAGGCCUGACGAGCGCGAAGAGAUCGAGCUGAAGCGUGCCGUCGGGUCACAGUUCUCGGUGCCGGAGCUGACCAACAACCUCGAACUCCUGGUCAACAUGACAGAGCAGCAGAUUGUGCAGAACGACCGCGACGCCAAACACGAGGAAGACCGCACCAUCAACCUACGGCACGAGCUGGACCGUCUCGAAGAGGUCAUCACGGCCGAGGAGAAGCAGGAGCGCAGGCUGGCGAAACUUAGUGAACUCGUGCAGACGAUGGUUGAUCGCACCCAGGAGGACCACGCGGAGCCCUUGACGUUAGAGGAUUGCGCAACCAUGUUCCACACAUUGCAAGACGAGUUCUACGAAGAGUACAAGAUGUACGGGCUCUCGGACUUGGCUAUCACCCUCCUAUGCCCGAUGGUAAAGAAGGAGCUAGAGUCCUGGUCACCCUUGAAGGAGCGGGACGCCCACGUGAGCCUGUUCUGCACGUGGAGGGACCUGCUCGAGAUAUACGGCAGCAGAACGCACGACCACCGCAACGCGCCCGAGGACGAUCCCUACCACUACUUGGUUUGGGAGACCUGGAUGCCGCCAGUGCGGCAAGCGAUACUAGAUUGGUCACCACGGGACUGCGAUCCACUGAUUGAGUUACUCGAGACUUGGAUGCCUCUGCUGCCUAGAUGGAUGUUAGAAAACAUCCUGGACCAAUUCGUGCUGAUAAAACUUCAAACCGAGGUCGAAGCGUGGAAUCCACUGACGGACACCAUGCCAAUCCACUCAUGGCUGCAUCCGUGGCUUCCUCUGAUGGGCUUGCGGCUGGAGCCUCUUUACCCACCCAUCCGAUUGAAGCUGGCCAACGCCCUCAGUGCGUGGCACCCCAGCGAUGGCUCGGCCAAGCUCAUUCUGGAACCAUGGCGGGGUGUCUUCUCCCAGGGCACUCUGGAAGCAUUUGUUGUUGCCAACAUUCUGCCCAAGCUGGCAUUGGCCCUACAGGCCAUGCCCAUCAACCCGCACCAACAGCACUUGGACGUGUGGCAGUGGGUGAUGGCGUGGGAGGACCUCUGCCCGGCAUCCAGCAUGGCCACCCUGUUGGAGAAGACCUUCUUCCCCCAGUGGCUGCAGGUGCUGGCGGGCUGGCUGCAGCACAAUCCAAACUACCAGGAGAUCUCCAAGUGGUACACAGGCUGGAAGUCCCUCUUCUCCGAUGCUCUGCUCCAGCAGACCAGCGUGCGCGAGCAAUUCAAGGUGGCGCUGGACAUGAUGAAUCGUGCCGUGUCGGGCCUGCCAGUAGUGCCGCCUGGUGCUGGAGGUGGGCAGCAGGCACCGCCGGGGCUCUUGGGAUACAGGCCAGCACCACCACCACCACAGCACAUGCCUCAGGAAGCCGCUGGCGGACGACCAGAAUACAGUCACAUGCAGACGAUACGAACUUCUACCACUCCAGCCAAUGCACAGAUGACCUUCAAAGAGCUUAUCGAGCAAAGGGCCCAAGAGAAGAACCUUCUGUUUGUUCCUAUGGCGCACCGUUUCCAAGAGGGCAAACAGGUCUACCGGCUCGGCCACGUGAUGCUGUACCUCGAUCGAAAUGUCAUCUUCGUCUUCAACGGGAAGACGUGGGUGCCCACAUCCCUCCAAUCUCUGCUGGACAUGGCAGGUUGACCCAGUCGAGCGUCCCCUUGCGUCACGGUUGUGACGUGUGUUUUGGAGCAGUUGAUAGCUCGGGGUUGAAUUCAUUGUCACUAGCUUUCAUUAUGCGGCAACAGUCGUAUGCUCACCACGAUCAGCAUUAGUGUGAGUGCCACCAACACCAAAAGGAUGGUGCGCUCGUGACAAAUAGCUACAACAGUUCGAUUCUUUAUAGCUUCCGCGAGGAUAAAAAAGAGAUCGCAGAUGGUGGCAGCGUUUGCUCAGUCUCCCACUGCAGUCAUUUGGUUGAAUUUAUCUCAGUGACGUCAUUAUUAUGACCCCCACUUUGGGAGUUGCACGUGACAAGGUCGUUACAUGCUUGUGACAGUAGGUUUUCUUUAUCGUCACACUUGUUUUACCGGCAGCACUGGUCGAAUGUCGAUUCUGUGUUCAUUUCGUGAUGCGGCAUUGCUACUCAGCUGAAACUGACUGAAUGGCAAGGCACCAUCACUUGUUAUGUUGGAAACUCUUGUGAUGAUACUUGUGUAGUGUUAUUCGUACGCAAUCCACCACACUGAAAAAUCGGUGUACGUGACACUCAGCUGGUUACGCAUUGUCACGAUUUGGCUAAACUUUCCUUAUGUCAAUGUGAAGAUACUGUCAUGCAUUAUUUAUAAUGGACUUUCAAAGCUUUUUGAGUUGAAACAGGCGCGCAAAGGCUGCAUGUAUUGCUUUUUUUUUUUCACUUAUGACACACUUCGUGCAUGCGUCACGUGCAAGACUAGGAAUAUCAAUCUUGCCAAACUGUAUGCUGGAAAGCCUUAUUUCAAACAUUGGCCAGGCAAAGUACUGGUAUGCAUGAAUGUGUCAGGUGUAUGAGCAAUUUCAGUUACGCGAUGGCUUUACUCUAAAUUCCAGGUUUCACACAGUGCAAGACCCGUUUCUGUGGUGUGCUAUGCUAAUAUAGUUAAGGGUUACGAUUGUUCUCUUACUAAUGAAAUAUGGUUGUACUGUUCACAACAAGGGUUUUGCUGGACCCCACCCCCCCUCAUUUGUUUAGAACAUUCUGGUGGAAAUGCAUUCAUAUCAAUUGAACAGACGCUACCGAAAACAUUUGAUGCCUGUGACUGUAAGAGAUCAUGUACAUAAAAGCAGCAAUCAUUUGUUAUCAUGUUUUAUUAAGCAUCAUACAGUUCGACAACCAUCUUAUUCAGCAUGCUGGAAAUGGUGGCGUAACUCAUGACAGAGUGCUUGGAUUGCGAUAAUUUUUGUAACUCAGUCCUUGCUUCUCUUGCUGAGCUCCCUGUAAAUAAAUAUUUUCCUUGGUGCA
Rhipicephalus sanguineus (brown dog tick) is the source of this 4027-nucleotide messenger RNA. It is a transcript of the gene sip1, whose product is annotated as tuftelin-interacting protein 11. Gene Ontology annotation, biological process: spliceosomal complex disassembly. Gene Ontology annotation, molecular function: nucleic acid binding. The record is from RefSeq and is a predicted model, not a curated record. Gene Ontology annotation, cellular component: U2-type post-mRNA release spliceosomal complex. The coding region runs from base 268 to 2730 and encodes 820 amino acids. Lineage: Eukaryota; Metazoa; Arthropoda; Arachnida; Ixodida; Ixodidae. The transcript has 16 exons.